AUGUCCGGCCAGGACAACAUGUGCGGGGGUGCAAACCCCCUGAAGUCCUUCCAGGACCAGAUUGGCAGAGAUCGCUCUCUGCACCAGGACCGUGCCGUCAACAACGGCACCCCAUCUACUGUCCUGGUCGGUUUCCAGAGCUUCCGGUCGGGCCUUGGUCAGACCACCACCAACGGCGACCAAGAGUUCGCCAACUUCCAGGCCGGCAUGGCCAACCUUCCCUCCCUCCCCGCCAUGCCCACGCAUCUCAACGGUCCCAUCCAGGGACACCCGUCUCCAUUUGCUGCCCUCGGCCCGCGCCCGCAGCCCGCCCCCGCCCCCGCCAACGUCGCGGCCGUCAGCCCCAACUGGGCUGAAGAGUUCCGCCAGCUCCAGGCCAACAUGGUUCACGCUGCCCCUGCCCCCGUCCCGGCACACGGUCUGAUGUCUGCCCCUCCCCCUCCCCAUGGUAUCAUGUCUGCCCCCGCCCCUGCCAUGGGAUUCAACACGGCUGCACGGUUCAACCCAAUGUUCCAGCAGCAGCACAUGGCCAUGGUCCCCGCCCAGGCCCAGAGCACCGUCCCCGCCUCCGCCGCCGCCGAAGAGGCUGAGCAUCCCCUGGUCAAGGAUGCAUUCGAUGCCCAGUUCGCACAGGUCGAGGCCAACCAGGAGGCAGUAGACCACCUCCAACGCCACGAGGGCUCGUUUGAGGACGAGAUGAACCAGUGGAUGCAAGAGCAAGAGUCCGGCCCACCCAUGACCGCCGAGGAGCAAGAGGCUGCCAUCGAGCAGUUCCACGACGAGCGCAUGACGAUGAUUGCCGACGCGCAAGACAAUGUCGAGCACGAGACCAACCAGGCCAGAGACGGCCUCGAGAACAUCAACGACGACGACGACGACGACGUCAAUGCCCUGGCCGACGACAUGGCUAAGACCCAUGUCGAUGACCUGCGCCGCACCGCUGGCGAGAUUGUCGGCCGUCUGGGGGACGCGCCCCAGUACCAGCAGUCCACCUUCCUAACCCUCAUGCGCAACAUCAUGGAGGGCAACGUGACCGUCGACGAGGCACAAGAGGGCUUCGUCACUACCAACGACCGCCAGCCGUAUACCGGCCACCUCGAGGACGCUGCGCCCGAGAACAAGCAGGAGAAGAAGUGA
Molecule: messenger RNA, 1137 nt
Organism: Pyricularia pennisetigena
Lineage: Eukaryota; Fungi; Ascomycota; Sordariomycetes; Magnaporthales; Pyriculariaceae
Exons: 2
Coding region: 1-1137 (378 amino acids)
Source: RefSeq, a predicted model, not a curated record